Molecule: messenger RNA, 1173 nt
Organism: Dictyostelium discoideum AX4
Lineage: Eukaryota; Evosea; Eumycetozoa; Dictyosteliales; Dictyosteliaceae
Exons: 3
Coding region: 1-1173 (390 amino acids)
Source: RefSeq, a predicted model, not a curated record
AUGGGUAACAAACCAUCAAUAGAAACCAAAGCAAAUAUUAAAGAUGGUUUAUUAACCUUUAUAAUAUUAAAUUGCGAAAAUUCAUCAGCAUUCCCAGGUUAUGCAGAAAAUCAUGAAGAGGUUAUAAAGAUACAUGAUGGUCAUAAAUUAACAGUUAGUGUUGAUUACAAUGGAAAAACCGAAAAAGUAUCAUGUGACUAUUAUAAAAAUUCAGUUUGGAAUAAGGGAGUAAUUCAACAUGAAUUCAUUCAAUCAAUCAAUAUAUGUACAAUUAAACUUGGUUCAACUAGUCCAAAAUCACCAAAAUAUAAUGAUUUCAUAUUUGAUAUUGGUCAAUACAAUCAAGGUGAAAUCAUCAAACUCUUAAUUAAAGAUGUUAAUAGUUCAUCAUCACCAGAUAGUAGCGGUCAAACCACAAUGGAUGGUGCCAAUCCUCAACAACCUGGUCAUGAUUCCGUUAUUUUAAAUAUAUUAUUCACAACAAAUUUAAAAACAUUAAAAGAAUCAAAUUCAAUUAUUAAACCUACAAGAAAUUCAAAUGACCAUUUAUCAAUUAUGCAACCAUUUGAUGAUCUUGAUAAUGGUGAUAUAAUUUUAUAUUCAGGAUCGUCACCAAUUUCAGAGAUAAUUAGGGACAGAUUUUAUAGACCAUGGUCACAUGUUGGUGUUGUUAUAAAGACUUAUCCAUUUAUAAAUCAUAUUAGGGGUGAGGAGUUAUCAGAGGAGCCAGUACUUUAUGUUAUGGAGGCAGUUGGUAAAGAGACUAUUAAGGACCCAUUUAGAAAGAAUCAAGUGUUGACUGGUGUGAAUAUAUUCAAUUUGAAAGACCGUAUUAAGGAAUAUGAAGGUUACAAUGUACAAGCGAUUCGUUUAGCUCAACCAUUCAAUGAGAGACAAAAAGAGAGAUACUUAACAAACUGUUUCGAAAUGCAUGGUGCUCGUUUACCAUUUGAUGUUUUUCAAGCUGCAAUUCUCUUAUUGGAGAGAUUAAAGAAAUGGAAUUGGACAAGUGAUAGAUCUGUAUUCUGCUCUGAACUUGCUACAAUUUGUUUAUAUAGAGCCGGUGUUUUAACUGAUUGUGAAAAUUGUCCUUCAAAUACUGAUCCUGGUGAAGUAUCUGAAUUCAUUUGCUUUAAAAAUUCUCAAAUUUGUCAUUUAAAAUAUGAUAUUUAA